Puntigrus tetrazona (Sumatra barb) is the source of this 1582-nucleotide messenger RNA. RefSeq names its product annexin A3-like. Gene Ontology annotation, cellular component: cytoplasm. The coding region runs from base 143 to 1165 and encodes 340 amino acids. The record is from RefSeq and is a predicted model, not a curated record. Gene Ontology annotation, molecular function: calcium ion binding; calcium-dependent phospholipid binding. The transcript has 14 exons. Lineage: Eukaryota; Metazoa; Chordata; Actinopteri; Cypriniformes; Cyprinidae.
GGGAGAGGCUCGGUAAGAAUGCCUGUUUUUUGUUAAACUGGCGCAUCUUGUCGCACACGCCCGACGAAGCAGGAGAAAAGAAGUUAAACCGGACAGGGAGAGACGUUCAAUGUUCAUUUACAUCGCGAAGAAUUAAUCAAAAAUGGCAGACCUGUGGGAAGACUUGCAAAGUGUUGCAAAUGCUGCACCUGUUUCAUUCACAUCAGCGCCAGGGGAGCGAGGUACCAUUAAAGCCGCAUCUAACUUCAACGUCAAUGAAGAUGUUGCAGCUCUCCGUAAAGCAAUGGAAGGCAUAGGUACAACUGAGAAGACACUGAUAGACAUACUGACUCACCGGAGCAGCAGUCAGAAGCAGGCUAUUUCAAGGGUGUAUGAAGAAACCACAAAGAGGAUUCUUGUAAAUGACUUGAAAGGUGACACCAGUGGUGACUUUGAAAAGGUGCUUGUUGCGCUCGCCAGACCGCCUGCACUCAACGAUGCUGAAUGGCUAAUCACAGCAAUGAAGGGGGCUGGAACGGACACCAACGUCCUGAUAGAAAUACUUGCCUCACGGACCAAUAAACAAAUCAAGGAGCUGUCUGCAGCUUUUUCUGAUAUAACAAAGAAAACGCUGACACAGAAUCUAAAGUCAGAAGUUUCAGGGCAUUUUGGCAAAGCCAUCAUUAUGCUUGCUGAGGGCGCGAGGGAUGAAAGCACCAAUGUUAACGUGGACAAGGCUAGGGAGGAUGCAAAGGCCCUCUAUCAAGCAGGCGAGAAGAGACUGGGAACUGAUGAGUCCAAGUUCAUUGAGAUCCUCUGUAAAAGGAGCAUCCCUCACCUGAGACAAACAAUACUGGAGUAUAAAAACAUCAGUGGCAAGACCUUGCAGAAGAGCAUUGAGAAGGAAAUGUCAGGAAAACUGGAGGAUCUGCUGGUUGCCAUUGUAAAGUGUGUGAUGAGUACUCCUGCAUACUUUGCUGAAAAACUCCACAAAAGCAUGAAGGGAGUAGGUACAGAUGAAACCACUCUGACCAGAGUAAUGGUCAGCCGUGGAGAGGUUGACAUGCUGGACAUCAGAGCUGAAUUCAAGAAGCUCUACAAGCAUUCACUCUACAAGGAAAUAGGUUCUGACACAUCUGGCAACUACGGGGAUUGCUUGAAGAUGAUUUGUGGAGCAGAAGACUAACCAAGAAAUGCUACUAAAGAUGUCCUGUUUUGUUAUUUUGCAGUGGGUCAAAAGAAUAUUUUUAAAUGUAACAUUUUAAAGCUUUUUCGGGAAAUAUAUACUUUAUGCAGCUGGUUUACUGUCGGUAAAGGUACACAGUAAAAUUCCUAUUGAUUCAUAAUUGGUAUUUAAAACUUCUUUUUUAAAUGACCUAUUAAACUAAAUUACUCAAUGGCAGGAAUAAAAGCUAAUUAACAACUUGAACAUUGCAGUGUUGCAAAAUGCAAUUCUGAUAAAUCGUGAAUUUUUAAAAACAAUAAUGCACUUCAAUUACAUUGUUCAUAUUAAAAAUGUAUUUUAGCAUAUUCCUUUUUUGUCAUUAUGUGAAUCAAUGUUUUUUACAUCAAUAAAUCACAAUAAAGUGACUCUUUCCAUGUC